Molecule: messenger RNA, 2485 nt
Organism: Oncorhynchus masou masou (cherry salmon)
Lineage: Eukaryota; Metazoa; Chordata; Actinopteri; Salmoniformes; Salmonidae
Product: solute carrier family 15 member 2-like
Exons: 24
Coding region: 139-2304 (721 amino acids)
Biological process (GO): dipeptide import across plasma membrane; proteolysis
Cellular component (GO): plasma membrane
Molecular function (GO): dipeptide transmembrane transporter activity; aspartic-type endopeptidase activity
Source: RefSeq, a predicted model, not a curated record
GUUAUAAGAAAGCUGCGUUUCCAUUGCUGCACUCACAGUCACAGACAGACAAGAGAGGGACGGACUUGGACGCACGUCAAGAAGUCCACCGACCGAUGCGACGCUAGUGCCAAAAACACUUCAGAAAAUACACGAGAAAUGGGGAAACGAAAGGAGCUCAAAUUGGAAAUUCAUGAAAGUGGAAAGACAAGCAAAUCACAGAAACUUUGUGGAACCAACUACCCUGUUUGUAUCUCCUUCAUUGUGGUGAAUGAGUUCUGUGAACGCUUCUCCUACUAUGGCAUGAAAGCGGUGCUGACGCUGUACUUCAUCAAUUACCUGCAUUGGGACCAGAACCUGUCCACAGCAGUGUACCAUGCCUUCUCCAGCCUCUGUUACUUCACCCCUGUUCUGGGGGCCCUCAUUGCUGACUCCUGGCUGGGCAAGUUCAAGACCAUUGUUUACCUCUCUGUUGUCUAUGUGCUCGGUCAUGUCGUCAAGUCGGUUGGGGCCAUACCGAGUGUGGGGGACUCGACCAUACACAUAGCAUUGUCUAUGGUGGGGCUGAUCCUUAUAGCCUUUGGUACAGGAGGCAUCAAACCCUGUGUAGCAGCGUUCGGAGGUGAUCAAUUUGAUGAAGAACAUACGAACGAAAGGAGGAAAUUCUUCUCCAUUUUCUAUAUGUCCAUCAAUGCUGGGAGUGUCUUAUCGACAGUCAUCACUCCAAUACUGCGAGGAAAUGUGCAGUGUUUUGGCGGGGACUGCUACGCUCUUGCUUUCGGAGUACCAGCCAUUUUGAUGGUCAUUGCUCUAGUCGUGUUCAUCUCUGGAAGUGGGAUGUAUAAGAAGAGUCCACCUGAGGGGAACGUCUUAUUGGAUGUGUGUCGGUGCCUGGGGUUGGCCAUCAAGAACCGGUGGAUGAGUUCUAAGUAUGACUCUAAGAGGAAACACUGGCUGGACUGGGCAGAGGAGAAGUAUCCGAAACGUCUGAUCCAUGAGAUUAAGAUGGUUCUGAGGGUUCUGGUGCUCUUCAUCCCUCUGCCCAUGUUCUGGGCUCUGUUUGACCAGCAGGGAUCCCGCUGGACUCUCCAGGCCACCCGGAUGAACAUGGCCUUUGGAUCAGCAUUCGUUCUGAAGCCUGAUCAAAUGCAGAUGUUAAACGCUCUGCUGAUCCUCAUGUUUGUGCCUAUCUUUGACGUGGUUGUCUACCCACUCAUAGGCCUGUGCAGGAUCAAUCUCACGCCGCUGAAGAAGAUGGCUGUUGGUAUGAUCUUUGCAGCGCUGGCCUUCGGUGCUGCCACCUUGGUGGAGGUCAACGUCAUGAAAACAGUGGUGGAGCCUGCACCUUGUGGACAGUGUCUGCUACAGGUCUACAACCUGGCUGACAGUGACGUCAAACUAAGCAUCCCUGGGAGUAACCUAUUCUCACAACCCAUCAAAUCCUAUGAGGAUCCUCAAGUAUAUCAGCAUCUUGAACUGGGGGGACACAACAAGACCAUCACUGUGGGGAUCAAUCACAAUGGACACUUUCAUGAGUGUAGAGAGACUUUCACAGAGCAGAAAGCCUACAGUCUCGUCCUGCACAGCAACACCUCGGGAAUAGUGUGUCAACUCGUGACAGACAACAUACUUAAAAGUGAAAAAAUGGAAGCAUACCUGAGGUUCAUAAACACGCGGAGUGAGGCUGUGAACGUAACGAUGGCUGGUGUGGACUUUCACAUACCCGCUGACUAUGGCAUAUCUCCCAAUAAGAGUGUGGAAAGAAAGGAGUAUACAAGCGUGAGGUGUACAUCAGGCUCACAGGAUUUCUCCAUCAACCUGGGCCUGCUCGACUCUGGAGCUUCAUACACAGUCAUCCUCAAAGGGGGCUCUGGAGACAUCAUUCCCCAGAAGAUGGAGGAUGUGAAGGCCAACAAUGUUCACAUAGCCUGGCAGAUCCCCCAGUAUGCCCUGAUGACAGCAGGAGAAGUCAUGUUCUCCAUCCCAGGCAUCGAGUUCUCCUAUUCACAGGCCCCAGCCAACAUGAAGUCACUGCUGCAGGCCGGCUGGCUGCUGACUGUAGCCUUUGGCAAUGUCAUUGUGCUGAUCGUAGCAGAGGGGGCAGGUCUGGAACAGUGGAUGGAAUUCCUGCUGUUCGCUGGCCUCCUGAUGGCAGUCUGCAUCAUCUUCUCCAUCAUGGCUUACUUCUACACCUACGUAGACCCAGGCGAGCUAGACAAGCUGUUCCCAGACAAGACAAUCAAUGAGGAUGAAGAUGACCUGAAGAAGGACCAGACAGACGACACUAUGUACUUGAACUCAAUAGAGAAGAGCACCAAUAUGUAGUCUGGUGACUAACUUCAGAGUAUUUCUCUCUCAAGAGAUUUGUAAGCCCCCAGAGUGGAAUCUUUUUUGUUUUAUACAUUUGUAAAUCGAUGCAAAGUAUUAAGAUAUGGUGAUUGAGUGUAUUUUACUUGCUGAACCCUACUAUGUUGUUAGUUAUUGUCACCUGUCUGUGUGAUCUUAU